This is a messenger RNA of Chlorocebus sabaeus (green monkey), 7465 nucleotides long. Its product is annotated as protocadherin beta-6. Gene Ontology annotation, molecular function: calcium ion binding. The record is from RefSeq and is a predicted model, not a curated record. Gene Ontology annotation, cellular component: plasma membrane. Gene Ontology annotation, biological process: homophilic cell-cell adhesion. NCBI's taxonomy places the organism in Eukaryota, Metazoa, Chordata, Mammalia, Primates, Cercopithecidae.
CAAGAGCAAAACUCUGUCUCAAAAAUAAAGAAAUAAAUAAAAAUAAGAAUAACUAACUAAAUAAAUUAAUUAAUAAAGCAGGGGUAGCCAUAAGGUCAUAUAAAGUAGACAUGAGAGCAAAGAAAAUCAUCAUAUAAAGUAGACAUGAGAGCAAAGAAAAUCAUCAGAGACUGCAUAGGACAUAUCAGAGACACAGCAGGAUAUUGUAUAAUGAUAAAAGAAGAACACACAGCAAUCCCAAAUGUAUAUAUACAAAACUGCAAAAUGUAUGAAGCAAAAACUGACAGAAGGAGAAAUAGAGAAAUCCACAAUUACAAUUGGAGACUUCAAUGACCUUCAACAAUUGAUAGACCAACAAGGCAGAAAAUCAGCAGCGAUACAGAAGAACUCAAUAAUACCAUCAACUAACAGCAUCUGAUUAAUAUUUAUAAAACACUCCAAUACCAGAAUACACCAGAACACUCCAAUACCAGAAUACACCAGAACACUCCAAGACCAGAAUAUACCAGAAUAAAAAAUACCAAAAUACACCAGAAUAAACAAUACCAGAAUACACAUUAUUUUCAAAUGCUCACAGAACCUAUGUAAGAUAACCACAACCUCAGCCGUAAAACCAACCUCAACCAAAUUAAUAGUGAAAUCAUACAGAGUGGGUUCUCUAAGCACAAUGAAAUUAAACUAAAAAUGAAUAAUGGAAAGAUAAGAGGAAAACCUUCAAAUACUUGGAUAUGUAGCAACAUACUUCUAAAUAAUCUAUGAAUCAAAAAGAAGAUCUCAAGGGAAAUUUAAAAAUACAUUGACCUGAAUUGAAAAUGAAAAUACAACACAUCAAAUUUUGUGAGACAUAGCUAACACACUGCAGAGAGGAAAAUUUUAUAGCACUAAAUAUGUACAUUAGAAAAGAGGAAAAUUCUCAAAUCGGUCACCCACCAGUUUAUCAGUUUCAAGCUUCUACCUCAAGAAUCUAGAAAAAUAUGAGGAAAAUAAACCCGAAGCAUUCAGAAAGAAGGAAAUAACAAAGAUAAUAGAAGAAAUCAAGAAAAUUCAAAGCAAAUAGAGAAAGCAAUAAAGAAACAAAGAACUAGUUCUUCAAAAAACAUUUUUUUAAAAAAGACAAACCCCUAGCAAUACUGACAAAGUGUCUUACCCAAUCAUUUCAGAUUUCAAGUGUGAUUUAGUAUCAAAUCCUUUAUAUUUUCAACUUCCUUGCAGCAUAUCUCUUGUAAAUUGAGUUUCUUUAAGUGAUUAUUUAUAGAUCAUCUCUAACUUUUCCCUGUAUUACUGUGUUUUCUUUCCAUAUAACUAAAGAAGAGUUUUAAGAGAUUCAAUUUGUCCUUGAAGGUCUUUUUCUUUCUCUUUUGAUAAACUUGAAUAAUUUUUAAAAAUUAUAAUGGGAUUAACUGAAACAUAAAAUGGAAAUCAGCUUGAUCAGCUAUGCAGUACAGGUACAGGUUGGGCAUCCCUAAUCCAAAAAUCCAAAAAUAGGAACUGCUCCAAAACCGGAAACUUUUUGAGCCAAUCUGAUGCCACAAGUAGAAAAUUCCACACAUAAGUACAUAAUGCAAACUUUGUUUCAUGCACAAAAUUGUUUAAAAAUAUUAUACAAAAUUACCUUCAGGCUAUUUGUAUAAGAUGUAUAUGAAACUCAAAUGAAUUUCAUGUUUAGACUUGGUUCUUAUUCCCAAGAUAUCCCAGUAUGUACACGCGAAUAUUCUAAUAUCUAAAAAUCUGAAACUGAAACACUUCUGGUCUCAAGCAUUUCGGACAAGGGCUGCUCAACCUGUCAUUACAGACUAACUAAAUAAAAUUAAUUUUAACAUACUUUACAAUGUUCAAUCAGUUAAAACACUAUUUCAGCUUGCUGGUAACAGUCCAGCUAAAUUAAUCUAUCACUUCACUUUAGCAUACACGAGCAUAAAGAAUAUGGGGCAUGGUGCUUUUUCACAUUGUCUACUUUUGCAUCAUGUGUCCAGAUGAGACCAAGGUUUUGCUCCCCAGUUAAUAAAACUGAGCUUCAAAAUAUGAUUAAGAUGAUUCCCAGUGAAUGAUGAAAAUGUUCCGUAUCUUGAAAAAAGUGUGAGUUACACACAUGAAUCCAUUUUUUAAAAUGGCACAGUUAAGAUUGGUACAUUUCAAUUUCUGUAAACAUUGCCUUAAGAACUAUACAAAAGUAAUCAUUGAACAGGAAGCAGAGAAUGGAGAGAAAGGUAUAGACAAAACGAGACGACAGAAUGUUGUAAAACUGAUGGUGUACGGAGGCUUAUACUGUUUACUUUGUAUAUGUUGGAAUUUUUCCAUAAUAAAAAUUGUAAGUUAAUGAGUCCUUAUGAGAACAUGUUUAUGAAGGCAAAGUUAAUUCAGUCUACUCUAGCCAAUCAAAUCAAAGCAAAAGAGGGCAGAACAGAGAAACAUUCUCCUGAAACAAUUUAAUGUAAUCAAUUUUCUAUAAAAAGGCAGUAUCUUGAUAGACCCGACUGAUAUCUUUUUGGGUAUUUUGAGAUAUUAUCCUCUUUCCAUAUAACUACCAAUGUUAUCAAAGACUUUUCAAGGAUCUAAAUGGAGUUUGACAAAUACUGUACUGCUGAUAAAUUUGCUUUGAAGUAAAAAAUAAUUCAACGACCUAUAUUCAAGGAUGCCUGGCGGUGCUUCAGAGAAAGAGAGUGAAUAAAAGACUUCGUGGAUGCCGUUUAGCUGGAAUCAGAACUCAGAAUGCUCACUGAAAGAAGAAAGCAUUUAAGAUUGAGCAGGAAAUAAUGGCCUUGUUUCAGCAAAGAAGUGACACCCUUCCAAGAUGUUUAUUAUUGUUGGUUUUACUUCAUAAGUUCAUUUUGUUACUCACAUCCUCAAGGAACAGUGUAUUCUCAGUAGCAUCUAUCAAGUGAACCCUGGAGGCUGGUCACAUUCAUAAUCUUUUGUUUUUCUGGCUACAUAGAGGUGAUUAUGAACUAUAAGAUCAUCUUAGCUAUUUAGAGUUUAGAUUUUAUUUAGCCUUAUUUAUUUUACCUAGAGUUUAUGUAUUUGAAAAUAUCCUGAUUUUUAAUCUUCUAUCACCUUGGCUCUUACCUGACGUGAACUUUGUUUGAGCUCAAUGGAUUUCACCUCUCAAUAAAUAUGAAAUCAAUCUGAAAUGAAUUGAAUUGUUUGGCAUAUUUUGCCUCUUCUAUGUGCACUAAUCUGUUUCACACAUUUUCAGUUUGUUUAGAGAUACAUAUUCCAAUGUAUCUGAGCAGAAACUAGUGAGAUGGGAAUGCAUAUAGCCAUAGUAUUCCAUCAUCGAAUUCCAUGGCAUUCACUCAAAUGUAAUGCACCUUUUUUACAGUACCUUAAUGUGGCCUGUAUUUAUAGGACUUGGUGUUCUUUUUGCUGUGAGAAGAUGGUGAAGGUAAUUCUUGAAUGUUUGUUUUCUGCACUGCGUCAUGUUUGUACAACAGGGUAAUAUAUUUGGAACUUGAUUAAAUAACGUAAGAGGGGAAUUUGACCAAAAAAGUUAAAAUAAAAUGCACAAGCCUCUUAAAAGAAUGUCUAAUUCUAUCCAUGCAAAAAUGGGGUAGAAUCCUAAAAUGCUUAUGACAGAUACUUGAUUGCUUCUAGUCCCUCUUUUAAAUACUUUAAUUUACUUAUAUACGUGUAUCAUAAAUACUUUUUUUGCCUCAGUUUCCCUCCUAAUAGCCUAAUUGUUCUUUUUACUGUGCAGGCGUAACUAUAUAACAAAGUAAGUUUUUUGUUCAUGCCAUUUAUGAGUGUAUAAUUUAGAUAAUUUAUUGUUUAUUUUACCAUUAUUGUUGCUAACAAACUUCAUUGUUUUGCAUUGUUUGUUGGGACAAUUAAAUAGUGUACCUCUUGGACUCAUGGAUUAAAUGGCUCAUCAGAGAUAAAUUGCACUGCUGAAGAAUCAAAGGAGAAAGAUUGAAGUGUAGAAUCUGCACUUCAAUCUUUCUCCUUAAUUAGCACCAUCAGGAAAUUUGAUUCAAGUUCUAGAGGGGAGUGAACCCAGGAAUUGGCUUAAAAGCAAAAACGUACACACAAAGAAACCAAAGCUCGCAAGCAAUUAUUUAUGCAUGUGGUCCACGCACUCACUCUGAGAAACACUGACUCAACUUAAAAGUCUUUAUAAUGCUCAGAUUUCGGAAAUGCUAUUGACCUGAAACAUCUCAUGAAGUUAUUAGUUUGAACGCGAGGUGGCGGUACAAGCUAAGAGAGUGAAUGAAAGCUCUGCAGACUCGGUGGACUCUGUUUCACCCAGAAGCCAAGUAAAAAUACAGACCACAUUUACAGCUAAAGCUGAGAUAGAUGUGUCCUGGAAGGCAGUCGUCGCCAGACAAGUUGUAAGAACGAAUUUAAAAAUCUCUGCAAAGACAUCUGAGAGGGUCGACAGUGGAUGUGGUGAUUGGGAGCUGAAAAGGAUUUUUCUUCUGUAAUCAGACAACAAUAGACACGAUGCAAACUAAAGUACAGAACAAGAAAAGGCAAGUGGCGUUCUUCAUUUUAUUGAUGCUUUGGGGAGAGGUAGGUUCUGAAUCGAUUCAGUAUUCCGUAUUGGAGGAGACAGAAAGUGGCACGUUUGUGGCCAACUUGACAAAGGACCUGGGACUGAGGGUGGGGGAGCUGGCUGCACGGGGCGCUCGGGUUGUUUUCAAAGGGAACAGACAACAUUUGCAGCUUGAUCCACAGACCCAUGAUUUACUGCUAAAUGAAAAACUGGACCGGGAGGAACUGUGUGGCUCCACUGAGCCGUGUGUGCUACCUUUCCAAGUGUUACUGGAAAACCCCUUGCAGUUUUUUCAGGCUUCCUUGCGAGUCAGAGAUAUAAAUGAUCACUCCCCGGAAUUCCCUGCCAGAGAAAUGCUCCUGAAAAUAUCAGAAAUUACUAUGCCAGGAAAGAUAUUUCCUUUGAAAAUGGCACACGAUUUAGACACUGGCAGCAAUGGCCUUCAGAGCUACACAAUCAGCUCCAACCCUCACUUCCACGUUCUCACCCGCAAUCGCAGCGAAGGCAGAAAGUUCCCGGAGCUGGUGCUGGACAAACCGUUGGACCGCGAGGAGCAGUCCCGACUCACGCUAACGCUCACCGCGCUGGAUGGUGGGUCUCCGCCCCGGUCAGGGACCACCGAGAUUCACAUCCAGGUUUUGGACAUCAAUGACAACAUCCCCGAGUUUGCUCAGGAGCUCUAUGAGGCACAAAUCCCUGAGAACAAUCCCCUCGGCUCUCUGGUUAUUACCGUCUCAGCCAGAGAUUUAGAUGCAGGAUCGUUUGGGAAGGUAUCUUACGCCCUGUUUCAAGUCGAUGACAUCAACCAACCGUUCGAAAUAAACGCAAUCACAGGAGAAAUUCGUUUGAGAAAGGCUUUGGAUUUUGAGGAAGUUCAGUCUUAUGACGUGGAUGUUGAGGCUACAGAUGGUGGGGGCCUAUCAGGAAAAUGCUCUUUAGUCGUCAAGGUCCUGGACGUGAAUGACAACGCCCCUGAACUCACCAUGUCGUUCUUCAUCAGCCCCAUCCCAGAAAACUUGCCAGAGAUCAUAGUGGCAGUUUUCAGUGUUUCAGAUGCAGACUCUGGGCAUAACCAACAGGUUAUUUGUUCAAUAGAGAACAAUCUCCCUUUUCUACUAAGACCUUCCGUGGAGAAUUUCUACACCCUGGUAACAGAAGGGGCACUGGACAGAGAGAGCAGAGCCGAGUACAACAUCACCAUCACCGUCACUGAUUUGGGGACACCCAGGCUGAAAACCCAGAAGAGCAUAACCGUGCUGGUCUCCGACGUCAAUGACAACGCCCCCGCCUUCACCCAAACCUCCUACACCCUGUUCGUCCGCGAGAACAACAGCCCCGCCCUGCACAUUGGCAGUGUCAGCGCCACAGACAGAGACUCAGGCACCAACGCCAGGGUCACCUACUCGCUAUUGCCGCCCCAGGACCCGCACCUGCCCCUCCCCUCCCUGGUCUCCAUCAACGCAGACAAUGGCCACCUGUUCGCCCUCAGGUCGCUGGACUACGAGGCCUUGCAGGAGUUCGAGUUCCGCGUGGGCGCCACAGACCGCGGGUCCCCGGUGCUGAGCAGCGAGGCGCUGGUGCGCGUGCUGGUGCUGGACGCCAACGACAACUCGCCCUUCGUGCUGUACCCGCUGCAGAACGGCUCCGCGCCCUGCACCGAGCUGGUGCCCCGGGCGGCCGAGCCGGGCUACCUGGUGACCAAGGUGGUGGCGGUAGACGGCGACUCGGGCCAGAACGCCUGGCUGUCGUACCAGCUGCUCAAGGCCACGGAGCCCGGGCUGUUCGGCGUGUGGGCGCACAAUGGCGAGGUGCGCACUGCCAGGCUACUGAGCGAGCGUGACGCGGCCAAGCACAGGCUGGUGGUGCUGGUCAAGGACAACGGCGAGCCUCCGCGCUCGGCCACCGCCACGCUGCACUUGCUCUUAGUGGACGGUUUCUCCCAGCCCUACCUGCCUCUCCCGGAGGCGGCUGCGGCCCAGGCCCAGGACGACUCGCUCACCGUCUACCUGGUGGUGGCAUUGGCCUCGGUGUCUUCGCUCUUCCUCUUGUCGGUGCUCCUGUUCGUGGCGGUGCGGCUGUGCAGGAGGAGCAGGGCGGCCUCGGUGGGUCGCUGCUCGGUGCCCGAGGGCCCCUUUCCAGGGCAUCUGGUGGACGUGAGCGGCACCGGGACCCUGUCCCAGAGCUACCAGUACGAGGUGUGUCUGAUGGGAGGCUCAGGAACAAAUGAGUUCAAGUUCCUGAAGCCGAUUAUCCCCAACUUCCCUCCUCAGGGCACUGAGAGAGAAAUGGAAGAAACCCCCGCCUUUCCGAAUAGCUUCCCAUUCAGUUAAGUGUGGGAUUAUUUUACUAAAUCUUACUUAUGUUUGGAGAUCUCUUUUAACUUAAAGUUACAUGUUCUGUUUCUUUUUAAUUUACCUCUAUUCUUUAGGUUGAAAUUUUAUAUAAAGUAAGAUACUGGGUGUCUUCGUAUUUCCUGUUCAUGCUUAGGAGUUUAUUACUUCACUUGAGGGUACUUGACAAUAUGAACACAAAGUAAAUUUUUAUUUGCAUAAUUUUAAACUUUUGAAAUUAAAUUAUCUAUUCUUUCCCCACCCCAAAAAAAGUAUUGUAAAUCCUUAAGUAAGAUUGUAUUUCUAGCUAUUGGUAAGAGUUGUUUCACUAUUGCUAUGUAGGACUGUUUUUAAAAUGUGAGUAUUUCAUAUUAUUUAAUCCUCCAGUGUCUCAUUUUGCAGUAACUCCUACAGUGUGUAACACUAAAAAUAAGAACUAAUGAUGGCUAAACACUAAAGUAGCCAUUCAUACUUAUGCAUAUUUUAGUAUCCCAUAAUAGUCAAUCCAAAAUUUUUGUGACUAUAGACUUUACUGAAGUGUCAUCACAUUAGUUUGUGAGCCUCAUGUAAGAACAUGAUGGUCUUUAAAAAAAAAAAAAAGGUCGUACCAAUUAUAAAUGCUUAAUAAAGUACUGAUUUUUAAAAA